AUGGGUUUAGGUUUUGUCGUUGGAUUCCUCGGCCUUCUCAUUCUAUUUCACGCCGCAUAUUUUACCAUCCAAUAUAAGGCUUUGUUGAAGAUCACACAGGAAGAAUUUUCAGGGUUUCCUUUGAAUGUGGUAAUUGAGGUGUCUAUUGGAUUAUUGUUUUGCAUGUGGGCUGCGCUGACUGUGCCUGGCAAGUUGUUUUCCAUCCACCCUGAUUCUGAAGAGAACAGGAUUGUUUCUUUACCUGCCAACGUGGACUUCAUGAUCUUCAACCAUCGAGGCAAAGUCUUUCCUGUAGAAAUGGAUGUGAAGCUGAGACAUUGAGGACUUCUAUAUAAUUGGAUCAAGUUCCUUCAUUUCUUAUACCAGUGUUGGUUGACAUAAGUUUUGCAGUUUCCUUUUGUAGCUUCAUACUUAGCAUUUCUGUACUGGCACCCAGGUGUCUUUGCAAUUUUGACCGGAUGUUACUACUAGACCCUUUUAUGAUUUUGUAGCCUCCAAUUUUACCAUAACUUUUUUACUACUUAAUGGUAAUGCUCAAAAU
Abrus precatorius (Indian licorice) is the source of this 541-nucleotide messenger RNA. Its product is annotated as membrane magnesium transporter-like. The transcript has 5 exons. The record is from RefSeq and is a predicted model, not a curated record. Gene Ontology annotation, cellular component: early endosome; EMC complex; Golgi apparatus. Lineage: Eukaryota; Viridiplantae; Streptophyta; Magnoliopsida; Fabales; Fabaceae. The coding region runs from base 1 to 321 and encodes 106 amino acids.